AUGAGUCAGAGGCAAUCUACCUUUCAAGCGAGGCCACCAUCGAUUACUUUUGGGCCUGUGAACGACACACCCAACAGGCUUGCACCAAUCCUGAACCUCAUCGGUCCAGGGAGAGCCUCGGAUGUAGCGGGAAUUCGAUUUCGAAUUUCACCGGAAGCGGCGCGUGCCUGUGGCUCAGGAGAACGUGAUAGGAGAACUAUAGACCCUCCCCCGAUUGUCCAGCUCCAUGUGGAAGGGCCCAAUCUCUCUUCGGAUGAUAUCAAGAAGUACCUCAGUUGGGACGGCUAUGUGAUGCAUUGCUGGAUCUACGACCAGUAUGGGGCAGCAGAGGCAUCGAGAAUGCCACUUGAGUACCACUAUCAACGUCGUCUCACGGGGUCCCAGGUUGCUGCUCCAUUUUUUGGAAAGGACGAGAAAAGAAAGGACGGUUGCUUCUUCACGUUUUCAGAUCUUUCGGUUCGGACCUUGGGGACAUACAAGCUCAAGUUCAACAUGAUCAUGUUGGACGUUACUAAUCCUGGGCAGAGUAGACACUUUCCCAACCUAGCUGAGGUGAUCAGCAGCCCAUUCACGGUGUAUACGGCGAAGGACUUCCCUGGUAUCAGUGAAAGCAGUGAAUUGGUCAGGGCGCUGAGAGCGCAGGGCUGUAUCAUUUCUAUUAAGAAAGGAAACGAGAAGAAGCGAAAAAUUGGAAAGGUUGGAAACCAAUGCGAUGAGGACGACGAUUCGAGCGAUGAUUAG
Molecule: messenger RNA, 741 nt
Organism: Clonostachys solani
Lineage: Eukaryota; Fungi; Ascomycota; Sordariomycetes; Hypocreales; Bionectriaceae
Source: the annotation of a GenBank genome assembly